AUGUUCAAGACCGUCGCGCUGGCCAUGCUGGCUGUCGCUGGGCCCCAGGGCGGCGGAGCCUCGGGCUUUUGGUACCCGAUGAUGGACCAUGCUGGAGCACCACGGGGUUAUGCACCGAACCUCGAGGAUGCUGGAAAAUACAACGUAUAUGUCAAUGUUAAAUCUGGCGAUGGCGCAGGAAUCCAGGACGCAAUCACCUCUGCGCCCGGCGGCCAGCGCAACAAGCAAUGGCUGGCUUCUCAACCUCGGGUCGUAUACAUCCCUCCUGGGACUUAUGAAAUUAGCAAGACUCUUUUCAUGGAAACCGACACUGUUCUCAUGGGAGACGCCACUGAUCCUCCCGUUAUCAAAGCCGCAAAAGGCUUCAGUGACGGAGUUUUGGUCAACGGUCAGGAUCCCUCUACCAAAGAAAAAGGCGAAAACUCCUUCGCCAUCAGCCUGAAGAAUCUAAUUCUGGACACCACGGCUGUUGACGGAGGCAGAAACUUCACGGCACUUUACUGGGGAGUCGCACAAGUCUCCCAGCUUCAGAAUGUCAAAAUUCAGAUGCCCAGCCCAAACAAUGGCCAGGGUCACAGUGGCAUUAGACUCGGACGAGGCUCUACGCUUGGACUUGCUGAUGUCCGGAUUGAAAACGGCCAGAAUGGCAUCUGGCACGACAGUCAUCAGCAAGCACUAUACAAGAACAUUCACUUCUACCAAAACGAAGUUGGUAUGCUCAUCUCUGGCGGCAAAACAAUCAGCCUGCUGGCACCAGUCUUUGAGGGUGUCAAGUCCGGCAUCCUGAACACUGGCGGCAGCCCAUUUAUCGGCAUCGUUGACGGCAAAUCGACGGGUUCCGGCAUCACUUUAUCGUCCUCUGUCCACCCAUCCAUCCUCAUCCAAAAUCUCGAGACCGACAACAAGUCUGACAUUGUGAAACUUCCCGAAGGCACUGAGCUUACAGCUGCCAAACACAUCGACAAUUUCUCAUACGGCAACACAGUCGGCCGCGAUCCCGUCUAUGGAGCGACCGCUGGCGCAGAGAAGCUAUCUGGUGCCGCAACUCCUGGCGGCCGCAUUCCUUCCAUCACGGUGCCUAAUUUCGCGAGCAACGCAGUUACAGAUUUCGUCAAUGUCAAGGACUCGAAGCAGAAUGGCGGCCAUACUGUCAAAGGCGAUGGGACGGUUGACGAAGCGGAUGUCCUCAACAAAGUCCUCGAAUACGCGGCUUCCAAAAAGAAGAUUGCCUAUUUCCCGUACGGCGAGUACCGUGUUGAGUCUACUCUUGUAAUUCCCAUCGGCUCUCAAGUUGUCGGCGAGGCUUGGUCUACCAUCUCUGGCGGCGGCAAAUUCUUCAAGGACGCCUCUGACCCGAAGCCGAUUGUGCAGGUCGGCAAGAAGGGCGACGUUGGUGUUGCGCAAAUUCAAGACAUGCGCUUCACUGUCUCUGAGGUGCUUCCUGGCGCUAUCAUUGUCCAGUUCCAGGCUGCUGGAUCCUCCCCCGGCGAUGUUGCGCUCUUCAACUCGCUAAUCACUGUUGGUGGCACCAGAGGAGCACCCGGACUCACAGACUCUUGCAAAGACGCGAGCAACCCAUGCCAAGGUGCAUACUUGGGCCUCCACUUUACGAAGUCUUCGUCGGCAUAUGUCGAGAACGUAUGGAAUUGGGUGGCUGACCACAUAACCGAGGACUUUGACGGAGGCUCCAGCAUCUCAGGCAAAGGCGGCGCACUUGUCGAAUCGACCAAGGGUACUUGGCUGCACGCGCUUGGCAGCGAACAUUGGUGGCUCUACCAACUCAACCUGCGAUCCGCCGAGAAUGUCGUCGUGACCCUGUUGCAGAGCGAGACCAACUAUGAACAGGGUGACAACGCCAGGAUGCUUGCGCCGGCGCCUUGGAAGCCCGACACGGACGGCUGGGGCGACCCCGACUUUUCGUGGUGCAAGCGCGAUGAUGCCCGAUGCCGCAUGGGCCUGGCCAACUUUAUCCAGGGUGGCUCCGACAUUACUUACUAUGGCUCCGCGUCGUGGGCGUUUUUUAGCGGCCCUGGGUACCAAGACUGUGCCGGCCCCUUCCAGUGCCAAAAGGUCCAGCACUGGAUCGAGAAGACACCCAAGAACCUGCAGCUGUACGGCAUGUGCACCAAGGAUACUACCACGGCACUCCGUCUAGGCGACGGCAAAACGAUUGGCGCCGAGGGAAAAUUUGAGGGCGGCUGGAGUCCCGGCGCAGACGUUGGUCGCUACACGAGCUAA
Molecule: messenger RNA, 2238 nt
Organism: Akanthomyces muscarius
Lineage: Eukaryota; Fungi; Ascomycota; Sordariomycetes; Hypocreales; Cordycipitaceae
Exons: 5
Coding region: 1-2238 (745 amino acids)
Molecular function (GO): polygalacturonase activity
Source: RefSeq, a predicted model, not a curated record